AUGAGAAAUUCCCUACUGGUAGUAAACAUGGCGCGCCUGCUUACUGCUCUCGCUCUCCUGCUUGCCGUCACCAUCACUCUCGCAUCAUUCGCCUCUACUGCCGCUGCUCGAUCUGUUCGGCUUCCUGGCAAUGGGAUGACUGCCGAUGGUGCGUCGGGAGCGGUAGACACCGCCGGCGGCGCCAUCACGGCGGAGAGCGCGCCGAGUUUUGCUCAGCGCAGCGCGGGGGACGAGCAGAGCCGCCGCAAACUCCAGACGAGUAGAUCGGAUUGCGAUGACGCGAUCAGACUGAAUUGCGACGAGAAUCAGUUUCUUUUCUUUAAAUGGGCAAAGAGCGCAAAGGCUAAGAAGGAAUGCGAGAAUCACCGUGCGGAAAUACUUGCAGGUUGCAAGAAAUGGGGCUACUG
This is a messenger RNA of Closterium sp. Yama58-4, 407 nucleotides long. The record is from the annotation of a GenBank genome assembly. NCBI's taxonomy places the organism in Eukaryota, Viridiplantae, Streptophyta, Zygnematophyceae, Desmidiales, Closteriaceae.